Messenger RNA from Lodderomyces beijingensis, 1365 nucleotides. NCBI's taxonomy places the organism in Eukaryota, Fungi, Ascomycota, Pichiomycetes, Serinales, Debaryomycetaceae. The record is from the annotation of a GenBank genome assembly.
AUGAACAACGACAAGCAAACAACGACGAAACCAAAGAGUCUCGACGGCUCAAGUCGAAUGCCAAACAGGCCUCAGGGUCCUGGAAUCGAGGCGAUACACGUCAACGCAGCACGACAAAUGGUUCAGCUUCAUACACGAGGCCGAAAUCCACCCUUGCAACAGUUGCCCCAAUCAAGAAACCCAAUGCAGCAGCAGCUUGACUCUACACGUGGCAAGUCGUUGGGGAAUUUACCACCUUCAAAUUCUAGUUCUACGGCAACCAUUACACCUGCAUCGUCGUCUGCAUCGUCUACAUCAUCGGUGUUUCCAAAACCACGCAUUAGUAUUCCAGCAAGGACACGCCAUGAAGAAUGCAAGAACCCGCAGUGUCCUCACUGUGGCUCGAUAAUCAUCCCAUCGCCGCAAUCGUCUUUGCCGGUGCAGGACCAGCCCAGUCUCAAGGUGAACAAUUGGGAGAUUUACACUGUGAAGAAGCCGAUUUUGUCGAGUGCUGAGUUGGAUUACUUGGGGGAUCAUGAGUUUGAGUUUCCUUUGCCUGAGAUGAUCUUCGGGAAUAAUGUUGUGCGGGUCAAGUAUAAUCGUCUUGAAGAGGAGGAAGUAGGAGAUAAAGGUGGUGAUGAUGGGAGGGGGACGGAGACAAAAGGUGGAGCUGGAAUCAAGGAUGAUAGCGAGAUCUGGUUCAACGCCGUGGAUGCGUUAAAAACCCUUGAUGACGAGUGCCAUUUGAAAGUGAGUUAUCAUGAAGAAUGGCUAGAGCUGCGUCAAAAAAAGAGCAAGCUGAGGAAACAACAAGUUGAGAAACGCGGCGGUGACGCUGUUCCUUCAACGGACACGGGGGCCACUGCCGAGGAAUUGAUCAAUUCCGAUGGCAUUAAGCCCUACGACUGGACCUAUUCCACCAACUACAAGGGACGAUCGAAAAAUUUCAAAUUCAUCAGCGGCGAAAAGGGAGAGUCAGGUGAAGAUGUCGAGAUCCCCAUUGCUCGACUCACUCAACCCGACCCCAUUUUGUUCUUUGAUGAGAUGAUCUUGUUUGAAGACGAGUUGGCAGAUAACGGGAUAAGCAUGCUUUCCAUCAAGAUCAGAGUCAUGCCCACGUGUCUCCUUAUCCUCUGCCGGUUCUUUCUACGGAUUGAUAAUGUCAUAUUCAGAAUCAGAGACUGCCGGGUUUUCAUUGACUUGGAUAGGGAUGAGAUCAUCCGAGAGUACAAGUUGCAGGAAUGCGAUUAUGAUAAAGUUUUGAGAAUACUGAUGGGAACCGGAGCUGGCGCAGGGAAUGAUCCCAAGAAACUAUUACGGGACCAGAACUGGGUAAGUUUGAACAUUCCCGUGAUUGAGCGUAGCAUUGAAAAGUGCACUUUAUAG